This is a messenger RNA of Lolium perenne, 1914 nucleotides long. The record is from RefSeq and is a predicted model, not a curated record. Lineage: Eukaryota; Viridiplantae; Streptophyta; Magnoliopsida; Poales; Poaceae.
GACUGGUUUCUACUAGCUUUCUCCCCUGUGCUUUGGUCUUUUAGGUCGUGACUGCUGUUCCAGUCGAGAUCCACUGCAUCCAGCUAGGGCCGCGAGAUGAAGCCCAGCCUCCGCCGCCGCCCCAGCUCGCCGGCGGUGGAGCCUCCGCCCCUGGAGAACGACGACCUCCUCGACAAAAUCCUCCUCCGCCUCCCUCCGCUACCCUCCUCCCUCCCGCGCGCCUCUGCCGUCUGCAAGCGCUGGCGCGGCCUCGUCUCCGACCCCCGCUUCCGUGCACACCACCGCCGCAACCAUCCCCUCCUCGGCUUCUUCAUCGGAGGUUAUCACAACCUCGUCUUUUAACCUCUCCUGGAUGCCCCCAAUCGCGUCCCGCAGGACCGCUUUUCCUUACCCAUCGAAGUCGCUGACGGCUUCCUGCCCAUUGGGUGCCGCCAUGGCCUCAUGCUCUUCCAGCACUCAUCGGAGAACCAGCACAGGCGACCAUCACAGGCGACCAGCACCGCCUAGACAUCCCCCCGUGGUUCGACACGGAAAACCCAUUCAGCGCGGCGGUGCUUCGCGCUGCUGGAGAAGUCCACCACUUCCAGGUGGUCUUGGUAGGCAAUAGCGGAAUGCAACAUACACAGGCGGCCGCCUCCGUUUACUCGUCGGAGACCGUUGUAUGGGGCAAUCUCAUCACAUCCGAGGAUUUUAGCGGUUAUGUACCCAACUAGGUUUAUCUGGCCAUACCCCCUGUGAUGGUUGGGGAUUCCCUAUACUGGUUGGUUACUGGGAAUUCUUCCUUUGGAAUGCUUGAAUUUGAUUUGGAUAGGCAGAGCCUAGGUUUCAUACCUAUGCCGGGGAAAGAGACUCUUUCUGGUGGCACGGGCUAUCGCGAUAUUUCGGUACUGACAGAGGGUGGUGGACUCGGUUUCCUCUUCGUGUCGGGAUUCAGCGCCCAAUUAUGGAAGAGGGAGACGGAUUGUGAUGGUGGUGCUUCAUGGGUGAUCGGAAGAACUAUUGCACUUGACAAGCUACUUUCCAUGAAUUCAAAGAACAAGAGAGAGAACUCAUUCAUUCUUGGGUUUGCUCAGGAGAAUAAUGUGGUGUUACUGCGGACAUCUAUCGGCAUCUUCACCGUCCAGCUUGAAUCGUUGCAGUUCAAGAAACUUUCGCAUUCCAACUUCUGGCAUCGCUAUUAUCCAUUUGAAGGUGUCUAUACUGCAGCCACGGGCAAUGGUGGUGGACAAGGUGGAGCUGAACUUUUGCAAAAUAUAUAAGAUGUUUUUUUUUUCUAGGCAGACAUGCUGUGAUGGAUUGAUUGAGCAGAUUGUAGGUGUAUGCCAUGAGCUAGUUUUCGGUGGCUGAGAUUCAGAAUUGGCUUGUUUGCUAUAGGUUCUUCCACUACCAUGUGCUCCACGAGGAAAUGGUCCUUCUAUAUAUCAUGAUAAUCUUAGGGAUGCUAAUUAUGCAUCCUUUCAAGAUAGUGGCCACAGGUGAAGCAGCCAAGCUAAUCAUCAGUGAAUGCGGCGAAAGGCUGGUGGACUUGAAGGAGCAGAAGAGGUGUACCGGGCCGUAACCAUGGCGCUGCUGGAGAUUAAUGAGUACAAUGCCGAUGCUACGUUGUCUCUGAGCUCUGGAACAACAAAGCGAACAAAAAAGGCAGCUUGUUUCAUUUUAGACAUUCAGGAGAUUAGUCGGUCUCCUUUUUACAAGUUAUCUUCUAUUAUGUGGGUAAACUGGAAGUUGUCUUAUGUUCUAUCCUGAGAGCACACUAUUGCAUCUCCCUCUUAUACCAUUCAGGAGACUGGAGCCGUCUGACUUUUUUUCUCUGCAAAGAACCAACUGAAGCCACCAUUUUUGGAUCCUGCAACUGAUAUUAUAUACAGAAAUGUUAAGCAGACUGCUCUUGAAGUACUUUGCAUUAACUUGGCU